CAAGAAAAGCCGUACGCUGCACCUGCUGACAUUCAAAAACCCUAAUCCUACUGCCCCUUUUGGUAGCGUUAAGCGUUAGACUUCCACCACGCGUACAAAUAAAAAAGCCAUAUAGCCACAUUUCUUCCCUCAAAAUCCUAAACCCCCAAAAUAUCUAUAGUAGUAGUAGGGUUUUGCGCUUUUUUCUUCGCUAACAAAACCUAGAAGAUCCUAGCCACGGUUUGCAUCUCUUUCCUCUAAAUAUGGGAAAAUCAAGCAAGAAAUCUUACCCCAAAGUUGAAGCAGCUCCUGCUGUAGCUCCUCCUCAGUCUGGAAAGAAAGGCAAGAGAGAAGCGGAAGAAACUCCUGAAAAACAAGUGGCUGUGAAAAAGCAGAAGAAAAACGAUGGAGUAGCACAGGCUAUUGUAAAGAAAAGGGUCGAAGCGAAGACCCAAAGAAAGAAGAAAGAUGAAACUAGCAGUUCCUCCGAUGACUCUUCUGAUUCCGAAGAUGUAUGCACAAAGGAACCUGUUUCCCUGAAGAAACAGCCAGCUAUUGCACCUGCAAAGAAAGCAAAACAAGCUAGUUGCUCAGAUUCUUCCGAGUCUAGUAGUGAGGAAGAUUCAUCCUCCGAUGAAGAACCUGUUCCCUUGAAGAAACAGCCAGCCAUUGCGCCUGCAAAGAAAACAAAACAAGCUAGCAGUUCAGAUUCUUCUGAGUCUAGUAGUGAGGAAGAUUCAUCGUCCGAUGAAAAAGCUCCUGCUCGGAAUGAAAAACCUGUAGUUGCUAAAAAUGGCUCUGUUCCUUCUUCUAAGACAGUAAAAGCUGAUAGCAGUACAGAAUCUUCUUCUGAUAAUGAUUCUGAUGAGGAUGUUGAGCCUGCUGCAAAAACAAAGGUAGCAGUAGCUGUUAAAAAUGGCUCUGUACCUGUUAAGAAAGGCAAGUCCUCCAGCAGUUCAGAUUCUUCAGAUGAUGAUAGUAGCUCAGAUGAAGAUGAAGAAAAAUCAAAACCUGCCUCUAAGAAAGGACCUACUAUUGUUCCAAAAAAGGAGUCAAGUGAUAGUUCAGAAAGUGACAGCUCUUCGGAUGAAGAGGAAGAACCUCCUCGAAAGGCUACUUUGCCAACUUCUGCUUUGAAGAAUGUACCUUCUGUGACUGCAAAGGGUAAAAUGGCAUCAAGUGAUAGCAAAUCUCAAUCAAGCAGCAGUAGCUCUGAGGAUGAUUCUGAUGAAGAGGAUGUAAAGAACGCAACUGCUGUGAAGAAAGUUUCUGCUUCUACCCCCAAGAAUAUUCAGGAUUCCAGUAGUAGCUCAUCAGAAUCAGAUUCUGAGGAAGAAGAGGCUCCUUCAAACAAAGUUACUGUUGCUUCAAAAAGGCCACUUCCCACAGCUGGGACAAAAUCCAAACAGGAAAGUGAUGAUAGUGAGGAUGACAGCUCUGAUGAAAGUGAGGAUGAACAACCUGCAAUAAAAAAGCCCAAGGUUGCUUCAGAUAUUGGAAAAGAUGCUAAAGUUAAAAAAGUAAGCAAUAGUGAAGAGGAGGAAUCCGAAGAGUCAUCCGAUGAUGAUGAUGAGGAAAGUGAUGAAGAAGAAACUAUAAAGAAAAAGGACACAGAUUUAGAAAUGGUGUAUGCUACAACACCACAGAAAACUGCCAAACAGCAGGAUUUGAAGUCUGGGAAGAAAUCUCCCCAAACUUCUUCAACUCCUCAAGUUCAAUCUACAGGGUCCAAGACACUGUUUGUUGGAAACUUACCUUAUCAAGUUGAACAAGCUGACGUAAGGAAUUUCUUCAAAGAUGCUGGUGAGAUUGUGGAUAUACGUUUUUCUUCUGAUGCUGAAGGGAAUUUUAAGGGGUAUGGACAUGUUGAAUUCGCCACUGCCGAGUCUGCACAGAAGGCUCUAGAAUUGAAUGGUGAAUAUUUGAUGAAUCGUUCUAUUAGACUUGAUUUGGCCCGUGAAAGGGGUGCAUAUACACCACACAGCAGCAGUGGGAACAAUUCAUUCCAGAAAGGUGGAAGAGGUCAGGCUCGAACAAUAUAUGUCAGAGGAUUUGAUCAAUCUCUUGGUCAGGAUGAAACUAAGAGUUCCUUGGAAGAGCACUUUGGUUCUUGUGGAGAGAUUUCUAGGGUGGCAAUACCAGUAGAUUGGGAGACUGGUGCUGUGAAAGGUUAUGCUUAUUUGGAUUUCAACGAUGGUGAUAGUUUCAACAAAGCUCUAGAACUUGAUGGAUCAGAACUUAAUAAUUGUUCUUUGACUGUGAAUGAGGCAAAACCAAGAGGUGAAUUUCGUGAUGGUCCUGGCAGUGGAAGAGUUGGUGGUAGGAGUGGUGGAAGGGAUGGUGGUGGCCGUGGUGGAUGGAGUGGGGGAAGGAAUGGUGGUGGCCAUGGUGGUCGUGGUGGUCGGCGUGGGGGUCGAUUUGGUGGUGGUGGUGGUGGCAGAGGACGAGGAACACCUAAUAAGCCAAACCUUGCUGCUGCUGGCACAGGAAAGAAGACUACUUUCAAUGACGAGGAUUAAUGAAGUGGGGGUCCAAUAUUCUCUUUUUUUCCCUUGCCUUCUGGUCCUUGCUUUUAUGUUAAAAAUAGCAAUGGUUUUUGGUAGAUUAUAUUUUUGGUUUUCCACCUUAUCUAAUUAUUAUGUCAAAUUUCCUGAAAUGUUAUAUGCAAUUGCUAUUUAAUCUUGUUAAUUUAUCAGAAUUGCCCUUGCCGCCUAUGGGCUAUAUUG
This is a messenger RNA of Durio zibethinus, 2705 nucleotides long. RefSeq lists its product as uncharacterized. Gene Ontology annotation, molecular function: poly(A) binding. NCBI's taxonomy places the organism in Eukaryota, Viridiplantae, Streptophyta, Magnoliopsida, Malvales, Malvaceae. The record is from RefSeq and is a predicted model, not a curated record.